AUGGCUAUAUUUUUUCCGUAUACGGUCGUUUCUGGUCGCCGUAAAGCUCGAUCUGGGAUACCAAAUGUUGUUACCAACUUGAAUCAAUUCAUUGAAAAUAUCACGUGCCGAUAUGAAUAUGAUAUUUGGGGACCUUAUAUUGAUUGGGAUAUAUUUGUUAUUGUUGGUGGUUCAAUUGUUUCGUCUUUACUUGUCGAAUCUUUAACAAAAAAUACAUCUGAUAUCGAUUUAUUCUUUUUAAAACAAAAUGCACGAAUAUUAAAACUGCAGUAG
Rotaria sp. Silwood1 is the source of this 273-nucleotide messenger RNA. The record is from the annotation of a GenBank genome assembly. Lineage: Eukaryota; Metazoa; Rotifera; Eurotatoria; Philodinida; Philodinidae.